AUGGCGGAACCCUCGUCACCGUUGCCGAUUUCGUCAGUAGAAAAGUUGCGCGUGGAGGCUUCGUAUGGCUCUUUUGAAGAUUUGGAGAAAGCUCUUGAUAAAUAUAAAGAGACAAGCUUGACUGUUUUCGUGAGAAAAAGCUCGAGGACCACUCAGGCCGCCAACGCUCGCCUCAAAACCGACGAGGACAGAUAUGACCCGAGGCUGAAAUAUGCGUAUGUACGUUGGUGCUGCAAACAUGGCGGGAAUCACAAAACUUCCAGUACGGGACAAAGGCCACAUCAAACGACCUACAAGCUUGGCUGCCCGGCCGCAAUCUUUGCGACUGCGGAUCGCAAUUCAAGCCGUCUUGUGAUAAAAACCUUGAAUGAUACCCACAACCACGCUGUAAGCAGUGACAUUUACAUGCACUACCCUGUAAAUCGUGAAGUGGACGAUAAGCUGAAAGCUGUUUGUCGUGUCAUGUACAACCUAAAAGUGCCUGCAGGGGUUUUCCGAGAUAAACUGAUUGAGAUAUCUGGAAAAGAAUUUACAGCUAAGGAUAUCUUAAAUCUCAAGUCAAAGAUCCGAAUGGACAACUCAGACAGUGGUUCAAAGCUGAACCUACUUGUUACAGAACUAGAAGCCAUCCUUGAGCAGUUUCCAGAUGCAUUCAUCCGUUUGAAGAUAAGUGAGGUGGGCCUAGUUGAAGCGAUUUUCAUUCAAAUGCCUGUGAUGAGGGAUUCGUUCAUAAAGUUUCCGGAAGUGUGUUUCCUCGAUGCUACAUACAGGGUAAAUGAACAUAAAAUGCCACUGUUCACGUUGAUGGUCGAGGAUGGACUUGGUCACAGUAUCCCUGCAGCACAUUUCCUGGUGCCUGCAGAAGAUCAGGAAAAUAUUGAUCAUUGUUUUGAUUUGUUCAAGCAGUCGUUGCCAGAGGGAAUGCUUGACAAAACAACGUGUGUGGUCAUUGACAAGGACUUAAAAGAAGUGAAUACGAUCAAGAAAUUCUUUCCCGGUGCCACAAUCCAUCUGUGCUUAUUUCAUGUGCUGAGAUGUUUCCAAAGGGCCACAAAAGACAUUCCCGUUGCAACUAAAGAAGGCGUACGGAAAGUAUUAGAAAACAUGGCUUUUUGUAGUGAAGAAACUCAGUAUGAUAAACUUUACGAUCAACUGAAGGAACUAGCCCCAGAGACAUUCCUUACAAAGUUUGCCAAAAAUUGGGACGAAUGCAAAGAAAUGUGGUGUUUUUGCUGGCGAAAGAGGACAAUGAACCUUGGUAACAAAACGACUAAUCGUCUAGAGUCCUUUCAUCAGAAAUUGAAGAUGAAUUUGAAUAGCUCAAAAACUCUGGCAGAAUGUAUCCAUGAAUUGGUACAGCUUUCAGAAACCAAAAAAGGCCAGAUCAAACAUAAGACUAAUAUUGGGUCUUGCUCCAUUUCCUAUGAUGCCACUGAGCUGUCAGCCGAAGGUCAUGCUAUAUACGAGACGUGUUCACCAUUUGCAGCAGAGAAAAUUGUUGUGGAGCUAAAAGGCAUGAGGAGAAUGCAUACUACCUUUAAAUCUACGCCCUUGAAAGGAAAUGGCUAUGCUGUGCAGUCUGCAAGUGGAGGAAGUGUCUUCAGUGUUUGUAGCGACAUGAAAACAUGUAGUUGUCACUUUUUCAAGAAUCAUGGUUUGCCCUGUCGACACAUUUUCUUUGUUCGGAAGGUUGAAAGUACUGAACUGUUCAUUCCAGAUCUUGUAUCGCGACGAUGGAGGAAAGAAUAUCAGACUGCAUCAGUUGCCACUGUCCCGCUUCCUGUUCCUGCAACAAUGCACGACAAUGUCGUGUUAACCGUCCAGGCUACCGCCAGCAAAACGAAGAAGACAUUAAACAGGUGUCAAAAGUACAGGGAAGCCUUAGGUGUUUGCAAAGAAAUAGCUUCAGUAAUUUGUGAACAUGGACAAGAUGUCUUCAAUGGAUACAUUUCAAACCUCAAAGACUUCAAAGCUUGUGUUUUAGGUGGGAAGGAAGUUGACAUUCUCGAUGUUAAUGCAGGUCCGUCUUGUGAUCCACAGCUCACAAACUCACUCAUGUCUGUUGCUGAAGUUCAUACUGGUAUGUCUUGUGUGCCUGAAAUUUCUGAAGAAGACACGCUUUGCCCUGAGGAUUUAACAUGUCAUCAUGAUCUCAACAACAACGAUGUCGAUCCAAGCAAGUCUUCUGUGCAGCCAGAUAAGAGCCUGAGAGAUACUAGUAUGCCAGAUGAUCUGUCGUACUACGGAGAAUGUUACAGUGAUUCACAGUUAGAUAUUGAUACAAAUGUACGGAGUCGUGCCCCAAGUGAGAAACAAGGAAACGCUUGUUUUUUUACCGUGUUUAGGAUCAGCAUCAAGUACCCAGGUUACCAGUAAUCUGCCCGUGAAUGCCCAUU
Molecule: messenger RNA, 2396 nt
Organism: Lineus longissimus
Lineage: Eukaryota; Metazoa; Nemertea; Pilidiophora; Heteronemertea; Lineidae
Exons: 2
Coding region: 1-2376 (791 amino acids)
Molecular function (GO): zinc ion binding
Source: RefSeq, a predicted model, not a curated record